Molecule: messenger RNA, 1118 nt
Organism: Amphimedon queenslandica
Lineage: Eukaryota; Metazoa; Porifera; Demospongiae; Haplosclerida; Niphatidae
Product: retinol dehydrogenase 13-like
Exons: 3
Coding region: 19-1002 (327 amino acids)
Source: RefSeq, a predicted model, not a curated record
GUGUCUUUAAUAGUAGAAAUGGUGGGUGCUAGGGUAAAAUGGAGCAUUGGUGUUGGAGUUGCUGUAGCUGGUGUGGCUCUUAUUUUCCUAAGAAGGCAUUUCGCUGGUGGGUUCUGUCACUCUAAUGCAAUGCUAACAGGCAAGACAGUGAUCAUUACUGGUGCUAAUACAGGUAUUGGUAAAGAAACAGCCAUUGAAUUAGCUAAACGUAAAGCAAAGGUGAUACUAGCCUGCCGGGAUCCAGAGAGAGGGAGGGAGGCAGAGAAAGAUAUACGUGUCAAAAGUGGGAGUGAAGACGUUGUGUAUCGCCAUCUUGACUUAGCCUCCUUGUCAUCGGUACGCGAGUUUUCAAAGUCAGUACUACAAGAAGAGGCACACAUUGAUAUCCUCAUUAACAAUGCUGGUAUCAUGGCCUGCCCUCAAUGGAGGACAGAGGAUGGGUUUGAGAUGCAGUUUGGUGUCAAUCAUCUCGGACACUUCCUCCUCACUAACCUACUCCUCAAUAAAUUAAAAGAGUCUCCUUCAGUUCGUAUUAUAAAUGUUGCAUCACUCGGCUACAAGUAUUGCAAAGAAGUAAAGUUUCAUGAUCUGAACAGUGAGAAAGACUACGAACCUUACGCUGUUUACUAUCACAGCAAACUAGCUAAUGUUCUUUUCACUCGGGAACUAGCUAGACGACUUGUUGGAACAAAUGUCACUGCUAAUUCUCUUCAUCCUGGAGUCAUUCGUACAGAGCUAGGAAGACAUUUUAUGCCUAACAUGAACUGGUUUAGAAAGAUGUUGGUGUAUCCUUUUAUUCUGCUUAUUUUCAAGACACCGUAUCAAGGAGCCCAGACAACUAUUUGCUGUGCCGUUUCUGAGGAGUUAGAGAGGGUUUCUGGAAAAUAUUUUGCAGAUUGUCAAGAAAAGGAGCUUGAAACUGAGAUCAGUCAAAGUGACGAGGCAGCCAAGCAGCUGUGGACGCUAUCUGCUAAAAUGGUCGGCUUAGAAGAGAAUUCAUAAUUGCAUAAAUUUCAAGCCUACAACUUUGCUUAAUAAUAAUUAUUAUGGGUAAUAAUAAUUAAUUUUGAUUAAUUAAAUUCCUCUUCCAAUUGCAUGAAUUUAAAGUUAUAUUCAGA